AUGGGUGGAAGGAGUUACAUUGGCAGAUCAGAGGCCAAUUUGAUAAAAAAAGGUAAGGAAGUAGGGAAAGUUUUAACCAUUCAAUAUGAUGAAGGAAGAGAAGAGUCUGGAAAGAACGCGAAAACAUGUCAUGUCUCACUGGCUCUACCAUGGACAUGGUUUGGCUCUGUAGUUUGGCUGAUAGGUCCAAUACUUGGCUUAAUAGCUGUUAUAGUUCACAAGUGUGCCUCACCAGCCAUGGUUGUUCUUGCUGGUCAGGUUGGCUCUGUUGUAGCUAUUUCGAAUCGUUGGACUGAUAGCCGAAACCAAACUGGCGGAUCAACAGCCAAGGUAGGUGUGGCACCUGCCCCAUACUGA
Messenger RNA from Microthlaspi erraticum, 357 nucleotides. The record is from the annotation of a GenBank genome assembly. NCBI's taxonomy places the organism in Eukaryota, Viridiplantae, Streptophyta, Magnoliopsida, Brassicales, Brassicaceae.